Messenger RNA from Drosophila pseudoobscura, 1657 nucleotides. RefSeq lists its product as uncharacterized. NCBI's taxonomy places the organism in Eukaryota, Metazoa, Arthropoda, Insecta, Diptera, Drosophilidae. The transcript is spliced from 2 exons. The coding region runs from base 126 to 1121 and encodes 331 amino acids. The record is from RefSeq and is a predicted model, not a curated record.
UCCCAUUUUUGUUCAGAGUUCAGAGUCCUACUUCCGAAUAAACACUAAACAUAAUAAAAAAUUUCCGUUGCUUAAAAUUUUAUCUUUAUCUUUAAAUUUUCAGUGUGCAAAAACAUUUGAAAACGAUGGCACUAGACCAGCAACGGGUUGAGGGAGUGACAAGAGUCGAACCGGAGACGCCUCUGUCAGAGAAAGAGAAGAAAGAGCAACGGGCCCGACUGAUCAAGGCCCUGGGACGAUUCAGGCCAAGCGAUGCGACUCCCCUGCAGUUUUACAAUUGUGUCCGGGAGAUGUGCAUCAUGCACAAUUGCAGCAUUGACGAGGGCCUCGAACGGGCGGCCAUCGGUUGGCCCAAACUAAGCAUUAGACAGCGGCAGCUUUACAAUUCGCAACGCCAUGCGGAGCUGCCCAUUCCAGUGCCGCGUCACCUCAUCUACAGUGCCUUCGAAAAGGAACGAAACGGUCUUUGGACCUUGGGCCGCUCCUCGGCGAGCAACACCGGACAGACAAUGUACACAGUGGAGGCAUACAAGCCACCGCGGAAACUAUCCCGGAUGAGGUCCCAACUGAACGCCAAGAAACCCAUUUACGACAAUUUGCGGAGUGUAUCGCCAAGGAGUGCCGCCACCCAAAGUCCUCCGUCAAAGAAGGCUGUGUGGGUGUCGCCAGCCUCUGGCCGCAGGAUCCGGUCUCUGACGCCGACGCCAGUGCGAAAACUUCCGAUAAAAGGGUCAAAGGGAUCCGAAAGUCGCAGCCCGGAUAAUAAACAGAGAAAACGCAGACUAGGCAAGAAAAGGAAUCGAAAAAGUGGAACGAUAAGCCCCAAAAGCUGGUCUGGUUCAAACUCUCCCUCAGGAUCCACAUCCAGGUUCGGCUCCGGAUAUGAAACACGUUUCGGGUCGGCUGGUAGUGGCAGUAUUGGCACCACAGCUCAAAAACUCUCAAGCAAACAGAAGAAAAAGGUCAAAUCAAAGAAGAUUGCCAAAAAAUCGAUCAAGUCAGGUCCGCAAACCAAUUGGGAACGAGCCAUUUGUACCGUUCAACAGUAUCUGAUGGAGCAAGCCCAUAGAUCUCAUUGGGACAAAAUGUUGGUCUCACGUCGAGUGGAUGCUCCCCCAUGAUAAUCGUAAUUCUGUCGGAAAACUGUCGAUUGAGUUGGAUAAUUCCUGCAGCUGUUCAAUCACUGGACGAAUUUGUGGUUCAUUCAUUGCCUCAUUGUUGUUCCAUGCCCGAACUCUAUCGUGAAGGAACUUUAAUUCGUCUUGCAUAAUGGUCAUCCUCUCGUUUGCUUCCUCCAACUUUUUAGUCAAGCAUUUCUCAGUCAUUUUGUACUUCAUCUGCAACCAGCGGAGCAACGCGAUUUCAGUGACAAGAUUUGCAUUAUUCGUUCUUAGAUGGUUAAUAACAUCCUCCUCGUCCGACAGUCGAUCCGCAGCUCCCCCAGGGCGGCAUUGAGGUCUGUCUUUCUCUGGGCUUGUAGCUCGUCAUGCUCCCUCUUACGCAUUACCACUUCGUUCAGCGACUUUUCCCUGCCUUCGGUCAGACUGGACUGUUCAAAAUACGAUAUAUACUGUUACAAGCACUAAAAAUACUAGGGAAUCUACCAAAAAUUAAAUCGAAAUUGCAAUAAAAGCUUUAAGAAAUACCAUCAAAAAUA